AUGCCAGAAAAGGACUCCGAGGCCACAAUGUCGGAAUCGACCGAAAAUGGGAUCAAUGCUUCUGUAAUGAACAGCCCUUCAGAAGCAAAUGACUCCAAAGAGCUAUCAUCCAGCCUAGGUUCAACCAUAUCUCAUAUAGUCGGUGCAUUGUCUCCAGGAAAUGCCACGACAUCCCCAACACACACAACAAUAACGACAUCGACCAAAAGAGGGGAAGACGAUGCAGUUCUUCAGAUAGUUGAGGAAAACCAGCAAGAUGAUACAAACACAUCGGAAACAGCUACAAAAGACAGGGCGAAUGCUAAUUUUAUUUCUCCCGUUAAGCCCCAGCCAGGCGUAAAGUUUAAUUUAAACGAAGAAAUUGAAGCCUCUUUUACUGGCGUGUCGAAUAAAAGUACAGAUCCCAUAGACAUGGUCUUACCAGACUCCGUCCCUUCAGUUGAGAGCUCUCCUCAAACAGCAACAGACACCAAGAAAAAUCCCGGUGUUCUAGGUGGAAUUGGUGUUGCCUUAGGUUUAACCAAUGAGGAAAACCACCCUGAAUCAGAGAACAAGAAGAAGAAGAAAACCAUUGUCAAAUCGUCACCUUUGUUAUCAUCUACUCCUCCUACUGUAAGCAAGAGCUUGAUCAAAUCAUACCCAUUCUUAAUUUUGGUUUUAAAAGCUUUAAAUGUUUUGACUUGGAAUGAUAAUUCUAAUCAUCUGUCUAUCUUCCUAGUAUUGUUUGUUUCAUUAGCAAUCCUCUAUUAUAAACCAUUGAUAAUCUACGUUGGCCAUUUAUUACCUGUUCUGGCGUUAUGGGUCUACUCCGAGUGCAAAAAGUAUAUAAAGGAAUACCAAGCCGAACAUCCAAGCUUGGAUGAUGUGAUCCAAACAAUGACAUUAAUAUCGAAGAGAUCAGAUACACUUCUUUCUCCAAUUGUUGAAUUAGAUUUAACUGCCGGCGAUUUGAAGAGGUUAUUGUUCACUACUGUUUUCUUAUCUCCAGUUUAUGUCGCCAUCAGUUUCUUUAUUUUGCCACCAAACAAGAUGCUCUUGACGUUGUCUAUAUUGGUCUUGACAUAUCACUCAAAAUGGUCCAAAAUUACCAGGAGUCUUCUAUGGAAGUCCCGUAGUUUCAGGUUGCUAUGUUUUUACUUGACUGGCUUGGAUUUUGAAAAUUCCGGAUUGUCGAAAACAUCCGCCUUGUUCAAUUUGAAUAAGAAAUUGUCCAGUAGGUUCAGUAAGCAUUCGUCAAAUAAUGGUUCUUCAUCAGAUGGAAGUGUAAAAUCAUCAGUCAGAUUCACGUACGUUAUUUAUGAAAACCAAAGGCGUUGGUUAGGAGUUGGCUGGACACCCAAUUUGCUAUCAUACGAGAGAACUCCUUGGACCGACGAGUUUUUAAACGAGUCAGAAUCAAUUGAAACAUUUGAAUUACCUCAAUUACCAUUAUCGAUCGACCUUCAGGAUGUGGACAGAUCUGACGGCGAAUUCGAAGAAGUUACGGGCACUAAGGGUAUGGUUUGGAGAUGGAUUGAUAAAACUUGGAGGCUUGAUUUAACCAAUGAUGGUGCCAUUCAACUUCCUUCUACAAAGCCUAAAACUACUGCGAACCCAAAAGAUGAUGAUGGCUGGAUUUAUUAUGAUAAUACCUGGAAGAACCCAUCCACAGAAGAUGGGUUUAGUAAAUAUACCAGAAGAAGAAGAUGGAUUCGGACUGCGGAAUUAGUCUACAUUGGUAAAGAGGAAAACGACUCACACUCCAAAAGGAAUUUAAACAUCACAUCUGGUAAAAAUGUAUCCUCGGAGGAAGCAGCUAAUACUAGUGUGAAAUUCUCAACUUCCGAAGUCCCAACUACCGAUGCUUCUGUAGAUGAUAUAUCAACAAGAAAAGGUGGUCUCAAAAGAGUAGACAGUACAGGGGAGAUCAAGAAGAGGAAGAGUUUGAGAUUUGAAGAACCGAGCGGAUAA
Messenger RNA from Pichia kudriavzevii, 1950 nucleotides. RefSeq lists its product as uncharacterized. Lineage: Eukaryota; Fungi; Ascomycota; Pichiomycetes; Pichiales; Pichiaceae. The coding region runs from base 1 to 1950 and encodes 649 amino acids. The record is from RefSeq and is a predicted model, not a curated record. Gene Ontology annotation, cellular component: peroxisomal membrane. Gene Ontology annotation, biological process: peroxisome organization. The transcript has a single exon.